Molecule: messenger RNA, 13693 nt
Organism: Malaclemys terrapin pileata
Lineage: Eukaryota; Metazoa; Chordata; Testudines; Emydidae
Gene: NR2C2
Product: nuclear receptor subfamily 2 group C member 2
Exons: 15
Coding region: 429-2318 (629 amino acids)
Biological process (GO): positive regulation of transcription by RNA polymerase II; anatomical structure development; positive regulation of embryonic development
Molecular function (GO): RNA polymerase II cis-regulatory region sequence-specific DNA binding; zinc ion binding; nuclear receptor activity
Source: RefSeq, a predicted model, not a curated record
CGGUAGAAGGGGGGCGGGAAAGCGCCUAUUCUGCCCCCGGGGCCGGCUGGAACGUUGGUGUCUGAGCGUUCCACCCAGGCGCUCAGGUAGCCCCUCCCCGCCGCUGCCGUCCCCCGGCCCCGCCCCGCGAGGAGGCUGGAGGAGGGGGCUGUGGCCGGCGUGGGGCUGGGAAGAGGAAGCGGGGAAACGCUCCCAGGCGGCAGCAGCGGCGGGCGGGGUCACGAACUCUGACCUUUCACAGGGGCACGACACAAAACCAAAACAAACCCCCCCGCUAACAAAUACUACUAACCCGAGGCCCCCCCUCCCCUCCGCCCUCUCGGGCCCGUCGCCCAGCACCGCUGCCUAACAGGCCCGGUUGGACCCGGGUCACCGCCGGGCCACGUUUGGCGCCAAAGCCUGAGGUUCUCUAAUGAUCUUGCUUCACCAUGGCAACCAAUAUGGAGGUGCUGGCUCAGCAGAUAGUGGAGACACAGCAGGUGGCUGAGGUACAGACUGUUCAGACAUCAUUAUCUGAAUCUCCAGUGAUGACCAGCCCCUCUCAACGCAUCCAGAUUAUCUCUACAGACUCUUCUGUAGCUUCACCACAGCGCAUUCAGAUUGUGACAGAUCAGCAAACAGGACAGAAAAUCCAGAUAGUUACAGCAGUGGACUCAUCAGUGUCUCCGAAGCAACAGUUUAUCUUGGCCAGUCCAGAUGGAACUGGAACAGGAAAGGUGAUAUUGGCAGCACCUGAAACAUCUAAUGCCAAGCAACUUAUCUUUACCACCACUGACAACAUUGUACCAGGCAGAAUUCAGAUUGUGACAGACUCUGCUUCAGUGGAACGUUUGUUGGGUAAAGCUGAUGUCCAGCGACCACAAGUAGUAGAAUAUUGUGUUGUUUGUGGAGAUAAAGCAUCAGGUCGUCACUAUGGCGCUGUCAGUUGCGAGGGAUGCAAAGGUUUCUUUAAAAGGAGUGUAAGGAAGAAUUUGACCUACAGUUGUCGUAGCAACCAGGACUGUAUCAUCAAUAAACACCAUCGGAAUCGUUGCCAGUUUUGUAGGCUUAAGAAAUGCCUAGAGAUGGGCAUGAAAAUGGAAUCGGUUCAGAGUGAAAGAAAGCCUUUUGAUGUGCAACGGGAGAAACCAACCAACUGUGCAGCUUCAACUGAAAAAAUCUAUAUCAGGAAAGACCUAAGAAGCCCUCUCAUAGCAACUCCAACAUUUGUAGCAGAUAAAGAUGGCACCCGGUCAACGGGUCUUCUUGAUCCAGGAAUGCUUGUGAACAUUCAGCAGCCAUUGAUACGGGAUGAUGGUACAGUCCUGCUAGCUACAGACUCCAAGGCUGAGACAAGUCAGGGUGCUUUAGGAACACUGGCAAAUGUUGUAACAUCCCUUGCCAGCCUCACUGAGUCACUUAAUAAUGGAGAUACUUCUGAAAUCCAACAAGAGGAUCAAUCUGCAAGUGAGAUCACUCGGGCAUUUGAUACUUUAGCUAAAGCACUUAAUACCACAGAUGGCACAGUAGCUCAGAACUUGGCAGAUGGGAUGGAUCCUACAGGAGGAGGGAAUAUUCAUGUAAUCAGCAGAGAUCAGUCAACACCAAUAAUUGAAGUGGAAGGACCCCUACUUACAGAUACACAUGUCACAUUUAAGCUAACAAUGCCUAGUCCAAUGCCAGAGUACCUUAAUGUACAUUACAUCUGUGAGUCAGCAUCACGACUGCUUUUCCUCUCAAUGCACUGGGCUAGAUCCAUCCCUGCUUUCCAAGCACUUGGACAGGACUGUAACACAAGCCUAGUUCGUGCCUGCUGGAAUGAGCUGUUUACCUUAGGCCUAGCACAAUGUGCACAGGUGAUGAGUCUAUCUACUAUCCUAGCAGCUAUCGUCAACCACCUGCAGAACAGCAUACAGGAAGAUAAGCUUUCCGGAGACAGAAUAAAGCAAGUCAUGGAACACAUCUGGAAACUUCAGGAAUUCUGUAACAGCAUGGCCAAGCUUGAUAUUGAUGGAUAUGAAUAUGCAUACCUUAAAGCUAUAGUCCUCUUUAGCCCUGAUCACCCUGGUCUGACGAGUUCAAGCCAAAUAGAAAAAUUCCAAGAGAAGGCACAGAUGGAAUUGCAAGACUAUGUCCAAAAAACCUAUCCAGAAGAUACUUAUAGGUUAGCCCGGAUUCUAGUUCGCCUACCAGCACUUAGACUGAUGAGCUCUAGUAUUACAGAGGAACUUUUUUUUACUGGCCUCAUAGGAAAUGUUCCGAUUGACAGCAUAAUCCCAUACAUCCUCAAAAUGGAAACAGCAGAGUAUAAUGGUCAAAUAACUGGCACGUCUGCAUAGUCGGAACAAUGCAACUUGAUGGAUCAAAGUAAUUUUAGUAAAACAAGUAACUACACAAUUAAGAGAAAUAAGUUUUUUUUAAAAAAAUGACAUUUUGGUAUGUACAAAUAUUUCCAACAUGUUACCAGUUUCCUACCAGACUGCUCCCUGUCUAUUUAUUUCCAGUGACAAAGUAUAAAAAGCUCUUAAAACACCUCCAACUAGGACCCUUUUCUGCCACAAGGAGUGUUUUGAUGCCUUUCAUUCAAAAGGCUGUAGAUUACUGAACAUACUUUUAACAUGCUUUGUAUUUAGAAAUUAUCAAUGGGCAAAAAUAGAGUUUUAUAAUGUCAGAGAUUAGUAUUAAAAAUUGCUAAAAGAAGAACAGUAUGUAUAUAUUUAAAAUUUUCCUUGGAAUUAAUAUCUAAUAAUUACCAGGGUAUAAUGAUGAUAGCACUUUCUAAGCACUUCUUGUCAAAGCGAUAAUGUCAUCAACAUUUUUGCUUAUGAGCAGGGCAAAUGGAAAAUUGCAUAUGUUUUUGGUCAAAAUGCUAGUAAUUUCUGUGAAGGCUAUAGGAGACAAUCAUUUAUACUACAAAAAAUUGCUAUUAAUAAUGUUAUGCAUUUAAUGGUAAAGUGGAAAUUUAAAGCAAAUUUCUACACUGUUAGCACUAAACUCUGCUAAAUUAGUGAAAAUGAGGUUUAUUUGACAUAAGCAUAGUAACUAUAGUAUAAUUAGCAGCAUUAAUAAAUGCUACAGAAAUUGCCCAAAUUGGAAGGCAGAAUACGAGUUUCUUGCCAUAGUAAUAAUGAAGCUUUCAGAUUCCUGAAAGUUUCAAUUCCAGCCUGGCAUAGAUGUUUACACAGUCAUGAUAGAUGUUAUUCCGACAGGACGACUUUUGGUUGUGGGGGAAAUCAAUCAUGGGGGAAAUCAGUCAUUAACUGGCAGGGAAGCAAUCCUUUCAAAUAAAGUCCUGCACUCCUAGGCUCUGUGUAUACUUUUUAUAUUUCCAAAUUCAUUCCUUCUGUCUGCAGCACUAAAUGACCCUCACCUUCCUAGGAGCCAAAGGGGAUGAUUGUGACUUUGUUAGAGCCCAUAAUGCUGCUGUCAGCUAUGGGAUAAGUGCAGAACAUGAAAUUCUCUUCCUUUCCCAGAGGCUGAGCAUCCUGUCUUUGCAGUGCUCCGUACCCCAUUCUGACCCAGUUCUAAAUUGGAGUGUCAGCUGGGUUUUUUAUAUUCAUUCAUGUGCAGUUACAGUUAAUGACGAUGGUUUGGAGUUACAAUACUAACAAUCUUUGUUUUUAUCUUGGGUAGUAACCUAUCAAGUUGUUUUAUAGGAUUCACCUGUUCCUGCUAAUAUUGCAUUUACUUUAGUAUAAUUUAUUAAUAUUAACACUGAACAUUUUAAACCAUCAAAAUUCAUAAAAAAGCAUUUUGUCAGAAGAGUUAUAGCUGCAUUAAGCUGAUUCUUGCUUAUUACAUACAUUCAUUAAUUACUUUAAUGAAUUUACAUGGCAGUGUCAUUUUCUACUUGCAUACUUGUGUGUGACAAAAAUAUAAAUAAUGAAUUCAGCACUUUUUUGUUUCUGGUAUUGGCAUUGAUUUAGAAACAUUCCAACAGGGUAGGUUUUUGUCUCUAAAGGGUCUGAACUAUAGCCAAAGGAUUUUGAGCAACUCCUUGCUAAUGUAUUAGUAAGUCCUGUCUUGGUACAAUUCACCCUUAUUGUAAGGCUCUCAUUUGUAACACUCAUUCUGAUAAAUAAGGCUAUGUAAUUUUAGCUCCUAGGUACAUUAAACUCAAUUACAAUCUCCAUCUUUAUAAAGUUCAGAAAUCUUGGUUCUCAAGAAGAGUGGUAUAGACAGAGUACAAUGUAAAGGCAGACAUCUGCAGUAUUGCAACAUCUUCUUCCUAAGCUUUUAUUAUAGUAAAUUAAGUUGGUCAUUUCUUUAAAAGUGACAAGAGGCCCUAUAUUUUGAACAUCCUUAGGCCAACUGGAAUGCAGACCUAAGCCUUAGCCGUUAUAUUAUAGUGUCACUAGUUGUAGGGUUGUGUCAGCACUUCUGAUAUAAAACCCCUGUUUUAAGGGUUUACUACUUGGCCUUAGAAAUUAGUUGUGGCCUGAAUUUUAACAUACAAGGUACUUGCCUUGGAAACAGAAUUUCAAAGAAAAGUUGUGGCCAUUUUUGUGCAAAAGUGAAUGUUAGAGGUUUACUGUUUUGCUUGUUUGUUUAAAAAUAUAGAGUGCACAUUGAACUGUUUUUUUUUGGGGGGGCGGCUAAUGGCAAAAAAUUAGCAGGUGAUAUAAUUUAAUCACUUGUAAUAUGUAGUAAAAAUAAUUAAAACCGUCAAGCAUUUUUAGAGGAGCAUGAAAUAUUCAUAAACAAAAAGUAUAGUAAACUACUGGAAAUCAACGUUUUUCCAAAUUUUAUUAUAAACUUGAGACCAUUUUCAUGAAAAAUGUUGUUGGACAUGUACAUUUCUCAAGUAAAGGGUCUCAUUUGCUGGUAAAGAUGAGCCCAGGUUUGAGUAAAAAUGGCUUCUCUGUUGAAAACGUGCAAAAAAUUGUUUGUUUUUUCAUUGUGAAAAUAGCCAUUUUGAAAAAGGAACCCACAUAAAACUAAGCUGUGGAGCAAAAUCACAUGAAGCUGCUAACAUUUAUGCAUAAGAUUUCAUAAAUCAAAAAUGGUGGUUUUUUUUGCACAGCUCUGUUAACAUGUAUAGAAUGCAUCCUACAACAUAGGACUAUACUGUUCGUACCUUAUUCUGCAAGUACACCUUUACCCCAAUAUAACGCGACCCGAUAUAACACGAAUUCGGAUAUAACGCGGUAAAGCAGUGCUCCGGGGAAGCGGUGCUGCGCACUCCGGCAGAUCAAAGCAAGUUCGAUAUAAUGCGGUUUCAUCUAUAAUGCGGUAAGAUUUUUUGGCUCCCGAGGAUAGCAUUAUAUCAGGGUAGAGGUGUAGUUUCAUGGACUUCAGGAAGACUUUAUGUAGAGUAAAAUGCUAUUGAGUGUGAGUAUGGGUAUUGCAAUCGAGCCUAUACUUAGGAUUUAUUUUUUUAAACUGUAAAUGUACUUAAUGGAUAGAGUGAAGCAAUUCCAUAAUUACACUUUUAUUUUAAAACCCUCGAAUUACCACCUUUAAACUAUGAAGACUCUGUUCGGUGUAGCAUUAUUGGCAUGGUUUGUCAGAGCCGAGCUAACGUAGCCCCCAUGGGAUUAAUAAAAAAGAAUGUUUUCUGUGAUCAUAUGUUGUUUUGGUUCUAACACAAACAGUUUAGAUGGUAGAAAUUUGGACAGCAGAUGGUGGAUCCCACAGCUUAGAAGAUAUUCAGGGUCUCAGCUAUUUGAAUACAAGUUACAGAUAAUAGGAUAAGUGUGAAUAAUAAGCCUCAUGGUUCUUUCACCUGCUGCUCAAGAGCUACCAUUAAUACUGAGCCAAUGAAUUGGUAUGCUGGAGAGAGAGAGAUGCUGUAAAAGAGGCACUUAAAACAUUAUUGUCCUAUUAAAAAUUAUGGGCCAAACUCCAUUGUGGUGUGGCUUUUUUGCACCAAACCACUGAGGUAAUCUAGCUGUGGAGCCAUCUUAACUGGCUCCAGAAGGACCAUCCUAAUAUAAGGCUGAUCUACCAGAGGGAUGGAGCUGAUUUAGGGGUUCUUGUGCCAUUCCAGCCACCUCUGGCUGGGAUAGCAAGGGAAAAAGGCAUGGCUGGGGAAAAUGGAGCAUGACCAAGUUGCUCCUGCAUUAUGCUAAUCAUUGGCCAUAUUUUCAGUUCCUUGUGGCCAUUGCAACUCACGUGCUAUUUCAACAUAGCACAGGGGGAAUGGCCUGCACACAGCAGCUCCCAAGAUCAUAGGAGUGCAAAGGUGAGCUUUCAGUCAUCUUUGCACACCACUGACCAACACUCUUCACAGUUUGGCUGCCACAUAGGACCUGAUCCCAUAUGUUCAAAUAGUAAUUUCCUUGCCUAUGUUACUAAUAAUGCAUGUGAUUCUUAAAACUGAAAGCGUAUUGCAAGUGUAAAUUAUUUUCUGCCAUUUAUUGGCUUGUUUGUGUACUCUUUCCAUUUCUUAAGGAUUGGACAAUGAGAAUAGACUAGUGUGCAUCACUUUGGUUUCUAGUCAGUUUCGCUUUAAGUUUCUCCUCUCUAAGCACAAGACUGCACUUUUGUAUUGUAAAUAUAGAUUGGGAAUAUUUUUGUUUGUUUUUCUUUUGAAAUAAUAACAACAGAAUUAUUGGAAAUAUUUGUGUUGGUCCUAAACUUGGUAAAAACUUACUUUUACAAACCGAAUUGUGUGGCCAGAUUUGACCUGACAAAAUUAGGAGCCAAAGUACCAUAGCCUGAUAGUGAUUCUAGAAAACCUUGCAUCCAAGUAAAGUUCCUGCUACUGCUUCAAAAUUAACCCUUCUUCAAAACCUGCUAAAGUCUUAUUGUGCUGCUUUUAAAAGUAAAGAGUAUUUAACUCAGUAGAAGUGUCAUGGUGAAUCAAGCUUGACCAUCCGUGUAUAGCAGUAAGAUUUAGUUCAUACAAAAACUGAAGUUCUGUGUUGGCUGAAAUUGUUUGGAAUGCGAUAAGUGAUCAUAACUCCCAAGUCUGUUGACCAUCAGGGUAUGCUGUGAGGCCUGUCUGUUUUCCCAUUCUUUCGAGAAAGAUGUGAGUUUGGAGUUCGUAUGUGGGUAUAAAGGAAUGGUUAUUGACAGUUAUGAAGGGUUAAUUUGGGUAAGCAAUAUUUGGGCUAUUUUUAUAAGAUUUGUAAUUGUUUUUACUGUAUACGCACCUAAAUCAAACAGGCAUAUUUUAAAAAUCUAAAUAAAAUUAAUUCUCCUUAGUCACACUGACUUGUCAAACUGCAAGCAGGACUAAGAUUAGAUUAUUUUCCUUUCAUUUCCAUUAUUUGUAAAUUAGAAAUCACCCUUGGAAGCCAAUGGUGUUACUCUGAUGUAAAACUGGUGGAAGGGAAAGGAGAAUCAGAAUCCCAAAUCUUUAGAUGGGGGACACAGACCCAGAUUUUGACUCAUCUAAAAACUGUUAGAAUGUAGACAAUGUUUAGAUGAUAAAGGCCCCAUGCAGCAGAAAACUGACUGCUGGCCAAUGGAAGUUUUGGCUUGCUGUUUAGUCACAGAUGGCAAGACUCAUCAUUGACCUACAGCCCCCUUGCACUGUAAUUCCUGACACAAGUGGACUGUAGGGCAGGCAUAAAGACCACUAAUGAAUAGCAUUGGCUCAAGGGGGAUUCUAUGCCAGGAAUCGAGCUGGGUUUGCUCUGCCCCCCCAGAAGCCUUUGGCACAGGGUAUGUUCUGGGGUAUAUUGGGGUAAGAGGAGGCUUGGCCAGAGCACUCCUUUGCCCUGAUGAUUUCCCAAUGUUGCAAAACCCAUAAGGGUCCUAAGCUGCACAAGGGGCUAACCAAUCUCUAUCAUGUCCUUCUUAUGAGAUGUUUUUUCUUUGGUAGAGGUUGUGUCAUGCUGAAAACUGCACCCUAUUCAUUGUCAUGUGUAUCGAAUGGGGUUGUUGAAAUGACAUUGGGAAACACUGAACAUUUUCAGAAUAUUCUCCCACUUCAACCUCUAUAUGGGAAGGAGUGGUAAUUAGGAUCUUUCCCUGACUGACUGACAUUUUUAAUCAGGGAAGAAUUUUAAAAGCACUACCUAGUUUAAAGAACUAACUGACAAUGCCCCUGUGAAUGGAUUUCAGCCAGGAAGAGUGGGGGGCUGUCCGGCUAAAGAGUCACCUAUAGCAAGUGGAGAUCAGGAAAGCCCUUCUGCAGUAGCAAAAGGGAUGGGGCACCCAAUCCAUAUCAGACAAUUCAGGAGUUAGCAUUGGUAUGUGUACACACACACUUCAAGCAAACCUUUUAUCGGAGAACUCUGUUAUUCUCCGACAAUUUUAACACACUAGAUUCUCAGAACUGUGCUGACAUCACUGCCAUUCUCAAUUACAUUUGAGGCACCACUGACAUAAACAAGAAAUUAACAGAUAUCAUAGUUCCAAUCAUGGCAUCAGCUGCUCACUGCUGGUAUUGUGGGAUGUCUGCACAUACACAGGGAGACAGCUAAAUACAUGCCAUAACAAUACUGCCCCAAGGCUUAAAAUGCAGAUUUAUCAGCAAGUACUUGCAGGUUCAAAUCUCCCUUUGGCAAAGGAUUUUCUUUUUAAUUUUGUUUUAUUUUCCUUAAUUUGAUUUGACAUUUCUCUUUUUUCUUUCAGUCCUUAUCUGGAAAAUAAAAAAUAAGGUGUGUGGGUUUGUUUUUCCUUCCUCCUCUCUUACCCCUGAAAAAGCAGAGAGAUGGAAAGAAAAGCAACAAGUAGGCUCAGGUACAUCUCAGAAUUUAGUUCCAGGAGUGCACCAGACCCGCCUGAUAGCAGCAGCACUGCAGCUAUCACGGUUGGCUUCCUGUGUAAGCAUAGACUUUCUAUGAUAGUAGCAGAGAACAUCUGCAGUCACAAUACAUCUUUGUACACAGAUAGAGCCAGCAAAAGAAGCUAUGUUGGCUUCUACUUAAUACAAAACGGGAAGGGGAAGGUCAGAGUUACCAGAUACAGAAAGAUAAAUUGAGUAAUAAUAGAAACGUUACUUUCAAAUUUGCAAGAGGGCCUUAUAAAGAGUGAGGAGUGAAAAAUCAAAAACUAUUUUUAAAACGUGUUUGACAUUCCCCCUUUAAUUCUGAAGUUGCUGUGUCAAUUGAAAAGUGUCUUUUAUAGGACGGUCAAGCCCUUUAGAAAUAAGGCUAUGCUUAUCUUUUUACUAAGGGUGCCCCAAUCCCCUUUUUAGCCUGUGUGAUAUAAACCCACCUUAAUGGUUAUCAGUAUUAAAUGUGAAAUUAUUUUGUAAACAUUUAAAAUGUUAGCUGUAAUGAAGAUGGAAGUUAAAAUGAAAUACACAUACAAAAUUUUUCAAAAGUCAAAUAUAUUGGAAUUGGAAAGCACUAUCGCCUAUAAUUUCCUUAUUGUAGGGCUCUUUGUUUAUUGUGAAACCUGUACUGUAUUUAUCAUGGAAAAUAUCCAUAUCGGUAUAUCACAGUGUUCCAUAUUUCCCAAUGUCUAACUUAUUAUUUGGGUUAUGUGAGGGCUUUGAAAAUGGAUUACUAUGAUCUUUAAAUUCAUGCUUUUCCUUCCCCCAUCUUUUUUUUUUAAUAUAGUUUUUUUAAAUAUUUCUUUGUGCCUUCUACCAUUGUAUAUUUCUGCAUGUUUAGUAAUAGAGCUCAUUCGUGUAGCUAAUGCAUAUGUACAUAGUUGUAUGUAUGUGUGUUUGAAUGUGUUCAUAACUAGCUCUGUGUAAUAUAUUAUGUACAGUGUAUAUAAAGCGUGUAUGUAUAUGUACAUAUAUGUAGCCAUGUAUUCAUACAUUUUUAUAUGUUAAAAGAAAGUUUAUGAUUGGGUCGCUAAUCAGGGCCUUCCUAAUUUUCAUUUCUUGGGCCAGACUCGGCCUGUCUUAAGCAGGAUCAUCUCCCUUAACUUCAGUAGAGUUCUACCUGUUUCUAAACCAAGGCUGAAUUUGACACUUUAUCCUCAGUGCUUUUUAAAAAACUCUAAGUCAUUUGAGGUUUUCACAUUAUUUUCUCAGCCUUUUCUCAUGGCUGGUAGGAGCCAUCCAAUUGAGAGUUAGUAGAAUCUACAAUUCCCAAGGGAAAACAUGAAAUAAAAAUAGACAGUAAAUAUUCCCCUAUAUUCUUGAUAGACACAGAGGGGCUUUUUCUAGCCUUCUGAAAGAGGUCUAUUUGUAAAGUUUUAAAGUGAUUUCUUUAAGUCUCCAUUAGUGGCUAAUUAGAAGAAAGGCUGCCAUAUAUCUUUGAACUAUACCCCACAGAAUAAAGUAAAAGGCAGAAUGCAAUGCAUGGUGCAAUAAAUGUCAUUUCUAAAAUCAACAACAAGACCAUAACGGUCAUGUCAUAGAGUUUAAGGCCAGAAGGGAUCACCAGAUCAUCUAGUCUGACCUCCUGUAUAUCACAGGCCAACAACAUCACUCAGCACCCACACACUAAAUCCAACAAACGAAAUUAGACCAAAGUAUUACAGCCCACAGGAAACUAAACUAUCGUGUACCAUAGGCAAAGAAUAGGAGGGAGUAAGGUGCACAAGUGGCAGGGAAAUGAUUUAGUGAGAUAUACCCAGAUAAUCCUGGCAAACAAUGUGCAUCCUCAUGCCACAGAAGGAGGCAAAGAAACCCAGAGGUCACUGCCAGUCUGUCCUGGGGGGUAAAUUCCUUCCUGAUCCCACAUAUGGCACUCAAUUAGACUCCGAGCAUGUGAGCAACAACCAGCCAGCCGAGCACCUGAGACAGAGAAUGCUCAGUGCCACCUCAGAGCCCUGCCCCACCCUGCCCAAUGUCUCAUCUCCAGCCCUGGCCAUCCCGGAUGCUUCAAAGGAAAGACAUUAAAAAAGCCACCCAGAAUACAUUGUGGGAGGGAAUCCCCUCCUGACCUCUACAAGUGAGUAGCUGAAAUCCUAAAGCAUGAGAUUUUAGGAACAUGAGACAUAAACCGGAAAUGAGCUCCAGGACUACUGAGUUCUGCCCCUUUCCAUCAGAAGCAAUCCUGAAGCUGCACUCAACAAUUUGUCCAGUUCUCUCUUAAAACUAAUUAAGUUGUUUGCCCCCACAACUCCUAUUGGAAGGAUGUUCCAGAGCCUCAAGCCACUGAUGGUUAGAAACUUUCUUCUAAUUUCCAGCCCGAAUUUGUUCAGGGCCAGUUUAUGUCCAUUUUUUCUUGUGCCAACAUUGUUCAUGAGCUUAAAUAGGUUUUCACUGCCCGCCCCCCUCCCAGUAUUAACUACCUUAAUGUAUUUAUGGGAAGUAAUCAUAUCCCCUCUCAACAUUAUUUUUACUAGACUAAACAAGCCAAGCUUUUCCAGUCUUUUCUCGUAAGAUAGGCCCUUCAUUCCUCUGAUCAUCCUAGUAGCUCUUCUCUGCACCAGUUUGAAAUUUUAAUUAAUCAUUUUUGAACCUGGGUGACCAGAAUUGUACACAAUAUUCCAAAGGAGGCCUUACCAGUGUCUUGUACAAUAGCAUUAAUACUUCUCCAUUUCUAGUGGAAAUGCUUCGCCUGGUACAUCCUAAGAUUGCAUUUGCCUUUUGCACAGCAACAUCACAUUGGUGGCUCAUAGUCAUCAUGUGAUCAGCCCACACACUUAUGUGUCACAUUUCCUCUGUCGCUUACACCUGUUGAGAUCUUAGCUUGUUGCAGAAAUUCUUAUCAUUAGUAGUCCCUAAGUGCAUUACAUUGCAUUUUGUAUUAUUGAAUUUCGUCCCAUCUCUGUCACUCCGGUCUUCCAGGUCAUACAAUAUUCCGAUCCUCCUCUGCAUUGACAAUGCCUCCCACCUUUGUGGUGUAAAAUGUCAGUUUUUUUAAUAAUCAGGAUGCUAAACUAUCCGAUUAUAUGGAAAUUUAAAUUAGAGUAAACCCCAGAUUUAGACUACAUUCCUCUACACUGUAUUCCCUGUUUCUAUUGCAGAAGGGCUGAGAGAAGUGUGCUGAAACAGUCCCCUCACAUGCUCUAUUCCUAUAAAAAUAGAGAUCAGUGGAAACUAGACUGAAGGAAGUGAUCAGUCAGAGAUAGGUAAGGGAACAAAAUUGUCCAGAUGAGAUUCAGUUUUUAAUGUUGUUUUCUUUAAUAGUUUAAAAAAUAAAACAACUUCAGUUGUGCAAUAACAUCCAGUUAUGGAAAUUAAAUGCUCAGAAAACUGAACAAUUACAUUGUUACUGAUAAAGACAUGAGAGGCACUGAGAACUCCUGUAUCACAAAGAAUUUCUGAAAUUCAUUUUGUUCUGAGGUUAAUGUAAUUAUUUUUGCACAAGACUUUUUAUGUAAGUCCAAGUUAGCUAAAAGGAAAAUUAACAAGAUCUACAGACCUUUCAGUAACUUAAGUGGUUAAAAUAUUCUCCCUUAGAAUAAUUUUGUACAUAUCCUGGGCCCAAAUCUUUGAGCACUCCAUGUGCUGAACUCCCAUUGCCAUCUGAAGUCAAGGGGAACACCUCACAUGCGUAAGCUUUUGCAGGAUCAGGGCCUUGGAUGUAAAGUCUUUGCUGUGAAGAAUACUAAGAAUGUGUUCCUUUUUGCCAUACUGUUUAAUAAACAUAUGUAGACUUUGUUUCAAAUAUCGACUUCGUUAAACACCCAUCUUUUUAACAUUUCAAGCCCAAUUUCUGAGGCCUUCUGCAUGUAAAACGCCCAUUUAAAUCAAUGGGAGCAUUUCUAGCAUAAGUUGGCCCUUCCUUUGGUGUCAUGACAAUCAUACCAUUUGAAUAUUCUUGAUUUUCUGUUGAAAAUAGAAUGACAACCUUAAUUUCUUUAAAUGCUUUUUUAUUUCAAGAAAAAAUUUUAAGGUUAAGAAAUGGAUUGGGGUGUUGAUCAGCAUUGCAGCCAUUUCAAAGAAUAAUAAUUAAACUGAGAAUUUAAAAAAUAAUGCCCAUAUUCUAAGACUGAAGGGUUAUGGAACUCACAAGUUUGAAUUGUUUCUCUUUUGAAAGACAAAAUGUGCUUAAAUAUAAAUAUGGAUGAAAUAUGUUAUGUACUAUCUUGCAGGAACUACAGGAUAUGAAAUCAGCUUCCUGUAGUAAUCAGAGACAGCCAAAUUCUGAGACACGCUGAGCAGCUUCAAUUCCCAUUGCAGGUGCUCUGCACCUCUCAGUAACUGGCUCAUUGCACAUAAAAAUCUGGUCCUAGAAACAUAUAUUACUGCAAAGCAGGUACAGAUCCAUUUAAAGCGUUCGUUUUACAAUUUAGAUUUUAAAAAGGGGAAUUAAUAGAUUUCAAGUUAGAGGGGGGCUAUGCUUUAGAAAAGUAUGUUAUUUAUAGAGCAGAUUUGUUUUUUUAUCAUCCACGGAAUUAAGUUCUAGUUCUGGAAUUUUUUCCUAUAAUCCAUCUGUUCUUUCAAAUAUAUUUGUAAGCCAGUGUUCAGACACUUUUAUAACUGAAAAACUGCACAUUUUUCAUUGUAUAAUUGUAUGUAUUUGGCAUACCUAUGAGCUAUGAGCUCUUACAAAAAUACCCCAUCUGUUACAAAAGGAAUUGUCUACUAUAGUUCCUUGGGAUAUUUUUUGUAACCCUCUCUUCUUCAUUGUUUAGAAAACUGUUGUUUAUGCCAUUACAUUAAUUUCAGGUUUAAAACCUGUUAAAGCUGUUGCUUUCUCACAGCUUCUUUGUGAAAUCAGCUUUGUAUAUGUGAUGGCAUUUAAAAAUAAUAGCAUGAGUUUUUUAAUCUGAAUUUUAUAUCUAAUCAGUGUCUUCAGUCAUGAAGAGAAAUUUUGCAUUGUUGUGUUUGUAUAUAGAGUAUUGCAGUGCAUGAAUUAGCUUAUGCAUUUUAUUAAAUGCUGUUUAAAUGUGGCAUUAUAUUGUUGUGGCUUAAUACUACUACCUAAAUGAGGUUUAUACUAUUAAAGUGAAUUACAAACCUAAA